Messenger RNA from Mauremys mutica (yellowpond turtle), 7925 nucleotides. It is a transcript of the gene ITSN2, whose product is annotated as intersectin 2. NCBI's taxonomy places the organism in Eukaryota, Metazoa, Chordata, Testudines, Geoemydidae. Gene Ontology annotation, cellular component: cytoplasm; presynaptic membrane; clathrin-coated pit. The transcript has 29 exons. Gene Ontology annotation, biological process: positive regulation of Rho protein signal transduction; endosomal transport; clathrin-dependent synaptic vesicle endocytosis. Gene Ontology annotation, molecular function: guanyl-nucleotide exchange factor activity; protein binding; calcium ion binding. The record is from RefSeq and is a predicted model, not a curated record. Bases 94 to 3894 code for a protein of 1266 amino acids.
CCGCAACAGGAGGAGGAGGAGGCGGUGGAGGGAAGGGGCCAGCCCCGAGCAGAGCAACAGAUGGCUAAGAGCUAGCAAGGCACAUUCAGGACCAUGAUGGCUCAGUUUCCCACAGCCAUGAAUGGCGGUCCAAACAUGUGGGCUGUCACCUCUGAAGAGCGAGCAAAGCAUGACAAGCAGUUUGAGAGCCUUAAACCCAUAGGAGGAUAUAUUACAGGUGAUCAAGCACGUACCUUUUUCUUGCAGUCAGGUCUACCAUCAUCAGUCCUAGCUGAAAUAUGGGCUCUUGCAGACCUGAACAAAGAUGGGAAGAUGGAUCAGCAGGAAUUCUCCAUAGCUAUGAAACUCAUCAAACUAAAAUUACAAGGUCAACACUUGCCUGUGGUCCUCCCACCUAUCAUGAAGCAACCUCCAGUAUUCUCUCCGUUAAUUUCUGCUCGCUUUGGAAUGGGUAGUAUGCCAAAUCUGUCCAUCCCAACAUCUGUGCCUACAAUUGCACCUUUAGCUCCCAUGUCAUCAUUGACCUCAGUGACUUCGAUUCCUCCCUUGGUUAUCUCUACUCCCCUGAUGCCUUCUAUCAGUACAUCAUCAUUGCCAAAUGGAACAUCCAGUCUCCUUCAGCCUUCACCUAUGUCUUUCUCUUCAACAUUGCCUCAUCCUGGUUCUUUCAGUCUCAUGGCAGGAGGAUUUGGUGGUACUAAUAUACAGAAGGCACAGUCUCUGAUCGAUUUAGGAUCUAGUAGUUCAAAUUCUUCCUCCACCGCUUCACUAACUGGGAGUUCACCUAAGUCUGGAUCCUCAGACUGGGCAGUUCCUCAGGCCUCCAGAUUAAAAUACAGGCAGAAAUUUAAUAGUCUUGAUAAAGGCAUGAGUGGAUACCUAUCAGGAUUUCAAGCAAGGAAUGCCCUUCUGCAGUCAAACCUUUCUCAGACUCAGCUGGCUACCAUUUGGUCACUAUCUGACAUUGAUGGAGAUGGACAGCUGAAAGCAGAUGAGUUUGUGUUAGCCAUGCAUCUAACUGAUAUGGCCAAAGCUGGGCAGCCUCUGCCAUUGACCCUGCCUCUUGAAUUGGUACCUCCUCCUUUCAGAGGUGGAAAAUAUGCCGAAAAUGUUAAUGGAACUCUGCCAUCUUGCCAGCGAAUGCAAGAAGAGGAGCCCCAGAAAAAACAGCCAGUUACAUUUGAGGACAAGAGGAAAGCAAACUAUGAGAAAGGAAACAUGGAACUGGAGAAACGGCGUCAAGUCCUACUGGAGCAGCAGCAGAGAGAGGCGGAACGUAAGGCUCAGAAAGAAAGAGAAGAACAGGAGCGAAGAGAGAGAGAACUGCAGGAGCAGGAGCGGAAAAAGCAGCUUGAACUGGAAAGGCAUUUUGAGAAACAACGAGAGCUGGAAAGACAAAGGGAGGAAGAGAGGAGAAAAGAAAUAGAAAGGCGGGAGGCAGCAAAGCAGGAACUCGAGCGCCAGCGACGGCUGGAAUGGGAGAGAAUUCGACGCCAAGAUCUUCUUAAUCAGAGAAACAGGGAACAAGAAGAAAUUGUCAAGUUGACCUCUAAAAAGAAGAGCCUUAAUCUUGAAUUAGAAGCCCUGAGUGGCAAACAUCAGCAGAUCACAGGCAGGCUGCAAGAUGUUCGAAGCAGAAAAGAAAUUCAGAAAAGUGAGCUGGAAGCUCUAGAUAAAAAAUGUGAUUUGGGAAUUGUAGAAAUCAAACAGCUACAACAACAACUUCAGGAAUAUCAGAAUAAACUAAUCCAUUUAGUUCCUGAAAAGCAGUUAUUAAAUGAGAGAAUAAAACACAUGCAGCUGGACAAUACUCCUAAUACAGGAAUCAGUUCAGUGAACAAGAAGUUCCUAGAAAAGGAAGAAUUAUGCCAAAGACUUCGGGAGCAAUUAAAUGCCCUAGAAAAGGAAACUGCUUCCAAACUCUCUGAAAUGGAUACCUUUAACAAUCAGCUGAAGGAACUGAGAGAAAGCUACAACACACAGCACUUAGCCCUUGAGCAACUUCAGAGGAUAAAACAAGAGAAAAUAAGAGCUGUAGAAAGAAAAAGAGCUGAGCUUGCACAGAAAAAGCGACUAGAGGAUGAGGCUGCAAGGAAAGCAAAACAGGAGAAAGAGAACCUAUGGCAGGAAAAUGUCCGAAAGGAAGAGGAGGAGAAAAAAAAGCGAUUACAGGAAGAGCGAAUGCAGGAAAAAAUUCAGGAAGAAAAACAAAAAGCUGAGGAGGCAGCUGCCCAAGUGAGAGAGAGGGAGUUCCAGUUGCAAAAAUUGGCUGAGGAGAAACAUGAGGAGGAGAGGAACAAGCUAGCUGAGAUUCAGCGAGAAACAGAACAACAAAGGAAGAGACAACUGGAAGAAGACAAAAGGAAGCAAGAACAGAUUGCAAAAGAAGCUGAGGAGAGGCGUAAACAGCAUGAAGAAGAGAAGAGAAGAAAAGAUGCAGCCAACCUGCAAGAGUCAGAGAAACACACUUCAAAAUUAAACUUAAAUGAGAAAUUUGCAGACUUGUUGAAACAGACUGAGGGUAGAAAUCUUAAGCCUACGUGGAGAAGUGAAGGUAAUGUAGUUAGUGCCACAGAAUCUAGGAAUUCAGCUGUCUUGGUGAAUUACAGAGCUUUAUACUCAUUUGAAGCAAGGAAUAAUGACGAGAUGAGUUUUAAUUCUGGGGAUGUAAUUCAGGUUGAUGAGAAAACCGUGGGAGAGCCUGGUUGGCUAUAUGGGAGCUUUCAAGGUCAUUUUGGCUGGUUUCCAUGUAACUAUGUAGAAAAAAUAUCAGAAAAUGAAAAAGCUUUAUCUCCUAAAAGGGCCUUACUGCCUCCUACAGUAUUUUUGUCUACUACCUCAGCUCCUCCAGAACCACUUUCACCAAGUAGAUCAGCAGAAGACACUGAUUACCAAAACGUACCUUUCUCAAGCCUAACUGUUAACACAACAUGGCAGAAAAAAUCCGCUUUUACUCGUACUGUGUCCCCAGGAUCUGUUUCUCCUGUUCAUGGACAGGGACAAGCUGUGGAGAAUUUAAAAGCACAGGCACUUUGCUCCUGGACUGCAAAAAAAGAUAACCACUUGAACUUUUCAAAAAACGAUGUAAUUACUGUGCUGGAGAAGCAGGAAAACUGGUGGUUUGGAGAGGUGCAUGGAGGAAGGGGAUGGUUUCCUAAAUCCUAUGUCAAGAUCUUGCCUGGAAAUGAAAACAAACGAGAGGAACCCGAAAUUAUUUAUGCAGCUGUAAACAAGAAGCCUAGUACACCAUCUUAUACAAUUGGAGAGGAGUAUGUUGCACUCUAUUCCUAUACAAGCGCCGAACCUGGUGAUUUGACUUUUGCUGAAGGAGAAGAAAUACUAGUCACUCAGAAAGAUGGAGAAUGGUGGACAGGAAGUAUUGCUGACAGAACUGGAAUCUUUCCAUCAAACUAUGUCAGACCUAAGGAUCAAGAUGGUUCUGGUACUGCUGGCAGAACUGGGACACUAAAUAAGAAACCUGAGAUUGCCCAGGUGACUACAGCAUAUGCUGCAUCAGGGACAGAACAGCUUAGUCUGGCUCCAGGACAGCUGAUACUUAUUCUGAAGAAAAACCCUAGUGGAUGGUGGCAAGGAGAGUUACAGGCAAGAGGGAAAAAGAGGCAGAAAGGAUGGUUUCCUGCCAACCAUGUUAAAUUGUUGGGUCCAAGCAGUGAGAGAACUACUCCUGCUGCUCUCUCAGUAUGUCAAGUGAUAGCAAUGUAUGAUUAUGCAGCAACCAAUGAAGAUGAGCUCAGUUUCUCCAAGGGACAGAUCAUUAAUGUACUGAGAAAAGAUGAUGCAGAUUGGUGGCAAGGAGAAAUCAGUGGUGUGACAGGUCUCUUUCCUUCAAACUAUGUGAAGAUGACCACAGACUCUGAUCCAAGCCAACAGUGACCCAAUGUUGUCUUCCAGUGUGAAAGCACCUCAGAGACCCACUAUCCAAGUUUGACUAUAGCGUGGAGGCAGGGUGGACAGCCCUGCUCAAAUAUCUGACACAAUCCAUUUGCUUCGUUUGAAUGUUAGAUCCACACGAGAAUUAGUUUUUUGUAUUUUAUAAUCUGCUGUUACAAUUAAUUUGUAAAACCAGAAAGGAUAGUGGGUCUUUGUGUGGCUUUCACUGCUGUCCACCCUGGUUUCCGCUAGUGUUUUUUUUCCUUUUCUUGAUAAUCAUAGAUCAUUAGCAUGCAUAUCAAGGUAUCCCUUGCGUGGUGGGAUUUCAGACACACAAAGACCCACUAUUUGCACAAGUUAGCUGAGCUGUUUUAUAUUGGCAGAUGUCUUCUUGUAAUGUUGUAACUUGUGCAUACUUUGCAGAAUUAAAAUAUUUGCUGAUUACUGCUCUGAUAGACUAGUUUAAUCCUGUACACAGUGAGCUUUUUAAAUUACCAACAUAUAUGAUUCAUCCAAAAAAUAAAACCUGGCCUACCUUUCUACAUUACAGAGUGCCACUGUGACUACAAGUAUGCCAUGUGGUUUAGGUUUUACAUCAUAGAACUGUUUUUCUGAUUUGGUCCAGCCUUCCAAAUGACCUUUUUGUGAGGAGAGGAGUUUAGAGGUGGAAUGGAGGAUGCUUUCAUUUCGUUUUCUUCUCUCAUCUCAUCACAGUAGCACUAUGGGGCAUUUUCUCUCAAGGCAAAGAGAAACUAGGCUAAUAUAAUUUGUGGGCUGGCCUGCAAGUUGCUUUGGGUGGAUGUGCCCUAUCCCUUGGCCACCACCUUCCCUCAAUUAUUUUACCAUUGUAACACACUUGUCGUCAGUUUUGGUGAACAGCAUCCUCUAGUCUUACUACAAUGGGUACCAUGCUGCCUCUGUGCUGUCAGACUCACCAAUCUGCCCUUGUUUUUUUAAAUUAAGAGUUCUGGUACAGGACUGAAUGGCUCUUAAGACUGAUAAUUGGAUACAGAGCCUUUUAUCUCUAGGACACCAAUUUGUAUCUGGUCCAGGUAAAUAGUGAAUGAAAGUCUUUGGCAUCUGAAAGCUGUUUUUGUUCCUAUUAUGAAAUGAAUUGGUGGUCUCAGUCAAGUUCCUCCUAUACAAGUGUCCACAAUAAUAUAUGCCACCACCAGAAAAGACACUAGUAGACACCCUUGUUAGCUGAAAGAGGAAGGCCAAGGAUUUAAAUGGUCUUGGAAACUGAACCAUCCGCUCUUCUGGUUCAGAGGAAGCUUUUCCAGGUCAGAGUUUGAAGGACACAGUGGCAGAGUGUUGUAGAUAAACUUGUACUGCCCAUGCUGUCUCUGUUAUGUGCAUAAAAUGAGGACUUCUGUCUCCAGGGCUAUAAAUCUUGCAUCGUUUAGCAGCCCUGAAUUACUUUAAAAGGGAAGAAAAGUUAGUAAAUAGAUUUCCUUUAGUUGCUUUUAAAAUGAAAGGGUCUAUUUAAUGGCAGACCAUUCAUCUAAUAAAACAGUUCUAUGAUCCAUACAACACAAAGAGAAUUUCUAGUAGAUGCAGUAUUAAAUUCAGUUUGCAUCCUGAAUUUGGGAUUGAAAUUACAAACAUGUGGAUUAUGCAAUCUGAAAUUGUUUACAAGCUGCUGUAAGUUUACAAUAUAUAUGAAUGUUGUGAGGUACUAUCAGGAAAAAGUGUUAAUACAAUUGCAGAGAUUUAAAAGCCUUCUUCCAAAAGUUCUAUAAAAGGAGUGAAAUAUUAUGUAUUUAAUAUACUUUAUCAAGUAAUGUAUGUGUGUCCCUUAGGUCAGAGAGAUAUAUUUUGUGCAAUACAAAUUACAGUAAGGUGCCUACAUCAAAUUAUAAAUGGAUUUUUAUUCCAGUUGUAUUUUAUCUCAAUAUUCUGUUAUUGAAUGAAUUAACUUUAAUUAGAGGCAAAGAAUCUGCUAAUUAAUUGCUCAGAUAGCAAUGUUCUAGCUGACUUAAUGUCUUUUUCAUGUUGAAAUUAGAUUUUUAGCUAAGGCUGUUUCUAUUCAAAUGUGCUAAUUGCCCUGUAUUGCCUUCUCGUAAUUUUCUUAUUUUGCAGAUCUGUUUAAUACAGGCAGAAGUGUGCUGCUGUGGUACAAUAGUCACUUAUUGUAGGCUAAUAUCUGGGUGUCUUUGGGACCCAUCCGCUUUCAAAAAUUCAAAAUUCAAGGCACUAUUUACCCAGAGAGUUUGGGCCAGAUAUAACUCUCUAAUAGCCAAUAAAAUUGUUGCCUUGAUUGCCAAGUUACUAAAAGAUCUCAGUAAAAAUAAAAAAAGAAAUAAAGUCAUGCACUGUCUAAUAUGUGCUGGGAAAUAAUAUUAUGGUAUUUUUCAGCAAUAAAUAAUGAUUUACCCACUUAAACACAGCUGCAGUUGAAUAUUAGGGAUAGUGUUCUAUAUCUGUAUGGUUUGACCCAUGUAAACCCAUAGCUGGAAGUAAGCAUUCACAAUUAAAACACAAACAGCUGCAUUCAGUUUGAAUUUACAGGUGCUAGAACUGAGUUCAGAGACCUGCUGCCAUGGGCUUUCCCUGUUGUAAUUAAAUGUUGUAGUGUUAUUUGAGAGUCAUGGUGGAUGAGGUAGUAUCUUUUGUUGGACCAACUUCUGUUGGUGAGAAACAAUAGUUUGAACUACAAAGAGCUUAAAAUAUCUCUCUCACAAACAGAUAUCACCACUUCCACCUUGUCACUCUAAUAUCCUGGGACCGACAGGGCUACAACUGUACUGCAUAGAGCAGUGUUAUUUGAGUAUCAUCAGUGAGCUCCACACUGUAAAAAAUGGAAAAGGCCACAGUCCCUCCCUCAGUGUUUAUCUUCUAUAUCAGACAGAUUUUUCAGGUUAGACAUGAUGCACCAGAUAACUAUGUGGUCUGGUCACAUAAUGGUACAGAAGGAUUUUUUUAAUACACAUUUUAGAUUGUGGAUAAGAAGAGGUUGUGCAGAAUAUUUAUUUUAAGGCAAGAUUUUAAAGAACCCUGCUGUAUCAAUACAGGUAUAUAGAUGGGAGCAGCUUAGUCUAAAGAGAUUUUAGCUUUAAAAGUGAAUGUCCUUGCUUAUGUGGGUUUAAUUUCAAUGCUUACAACUAUGUUAGCAUCUCAAUGGCUACAUUGAUCCAGUCUCUCUCAGGCACAAGCUUGGAGAGACAUAUAGGUUCAGCCACCGUUCUAGCCAUUUAAGAAAAUUAGUUGUAAAGGGUCUAGUCCCUCUUGACACAAAGGAGGAUGGCAUGAUGUGGAGCUCCACAAGGGUGACAUUGGAAUUGGGGAGACUCCUCUAGUGAUAGAAGGGCCAGGAACAGAAAUGUUACUGUAUCUGCACAGUAGCUGAUAUCGAAAUGUUUCCAAAUUCCAAAGAGUCUAGUUUGCAAAUGUUACUUUCAAAGCUAAGUUCCUUAUCUUGCAGUCAGAUCCAGACAGGUCAAUCCCCUGCAUUCUCACACAGCCCAGGAUGGAUCCAGUUGCAGGGAUAGAUGUAUAAAUAGUUAAUGCUUGUGAAGCACUUUGAAGGCAUAUGGAGCACUAUAUAAAUGCUAAGUAUUAAUAGUUUUUUAUUACCUCUAGGAGCAUAAAAAGGUAGAAGUUCAAUUUGUAAACAAUUCUGCCUUCUAAUAAUAAUUGAAAUUGUCCCUAGCAAUGAGUGAAUCAUUACCCUGAGCCCAAGGCUUUGUUCACCAAAGUGAAUCCCAGAGUGACUUUUUCAGUGAGGUUAUAAACUCUUGUAAAUAGGAGUCUGUUACAGGAAUGCUGACAGACCCUUGCCCAGAGCGGUGCUGACUGCUGCUAUAGCAUAAUGACACUUUAAUGUAAUGGAAAUAUUAAACUGUUACAUAAUGGUGUGUGUUGCCUUGAAAUAUUUUUGUUCUUUUCAAGCUGUAGUAUUAAUAGUUGGGGAUACACAUUAAGAUCAUGCAAAUGCAGGAUAUGCUUGGCAUGAGAAAAUUGUUCAUCUUUGUUCUUAAAAAACCUGUAAGAUAACUAUGCAAAUGUAUUUUAUUAAAGGGACACAUAAAAGA